Molecule: messenger RNA, 474 nt
Organism: Dacryopinax primogenitus
Lineage: Eukaryota; Fungi; Basidiomycota; Dacrymycetes; Dacrymycetales; Dacrymycetaceae
Exons: 2
Source: RefSeq, a predicted model, not a curated record
AGGCUAACAAGAGCCAGAGGAACUAUCUGCAAGAGAUCAGAAGAGAUUCAAAGCAUUUUCAAUUGCUGUAUCAACUCCUGUGUGGCUUACACAGGAGUUCUCAGCAAAGAAACCUUUUGCCCACACUGCAGCAAGCCCUAUUUGAAGCCCAAUGGCCAGGCUUGUUGUCAGUAUGCAUACCUGCCCCUUAUCCCUCAGCUGCAAGCACAGUAUGCUCAAGAAGACCAAGCAAAGCUGCUGACCUCAUAUCAAGGUUGGCAGAAUGCAAAUGCACCUGUAAUGACCAAUAUCUUCCAAGAACUCUGCCAAUGCUAUAUCAAAGUUAGCAGAAAGACAUUGCCUUCAAAAUACUUCAACUCACCUAGAGAUCUUGCUCUGGGCUUGUUGACAGAUGGGUUUGCCCCAUUCAAAGGACCUUGUUCCACUGCCUGGCCAACAAUUAUCUUCAAUUACAACCUGCCCCCCAUGAUUUGA